Messenger RNA from Mytilus californianus (California mussel), 7127 nucleotides. Its product is annotated as mitogen-activated protein kinase-binding protein 1-like. The transcript has 37 exons. The coding region runs from base 100 to 5424 and encodes 1774 amino acids. The record is from RefSeq and is a predicted model, not a curated record. Lineage: Eukaryota; Metazoa; Mollusca; Bivalvia; Mytilida; Mytilidae. Gene Ontology annotation, molecular function: protein binding.
AAAACUUUUGACCAAUCAGAAAGCGUUUUACAUGUUACUAAACUUAAUGGAUCUUAGCAGUUUGAAAGCAGACUGAAAAUGGGUCUGGAUCAUGAAUAAAUGGAGAGAAAAACUCAGAGGGUAGUUCGUUCCCCCUCGUUGAAGAGGAGGAGUCGUGUUAUCCCAUUAAAUCAACGUGUUCAACUUGAGCGUGUUAUUGGACUUACUGGAAGUUCUAAUGCUACCCUUGAUUGUGAUAUCAACACAGGAACUAUCGCCUAUCCUGCAGGAUGUGUGGUAGUGCUUCUAAAUGGAAAGAAACAAUCACAUAUCAUAAACUCUUGUAAAAAGACAAUCACAGCCGUCAAGUUCUCUAAAGAUGGCAAAAAUAUUGUCACAGGGGAGUGUGGUCAUCAGCCUGCAGUACGUGUAUGGGAUGUUGAAGAAAAAAUACAAGUGGCCGAAUUUUAUGGACACAAAUUUGGCAUUAACUGUGUGGCAUUUUCUCCAAAUAACAAAUACAUAGUAUCCAUUGGAUCUCAGCAUGAUAUGAUGGCUGCAGUCUGGAACUGGAAAACUGGCAAUAAAGUGGCAACAAAUAAAAUAUCUAGUAAAGUUAGUGCUGUAGCAUUCUCAGAGGAUGGUUCCAUGUUUGUGACAGUAGGCAAUAGACAUGUUAAAUUCUGGUACCUUGAGAGUAGUAAAUCUAAGAUAUUAAACGAGACAGUGCCAUUAUCAGGAAGGUCAGGCAUCUUGGGAGAAUUAAAGAAUAAUUUCUUUACGGAUGUUGUUUGUGGGAAGAACAAAUCAGUUUUCUGUAUAACACAGUCAGGUUAUUUAUGUAACUUUAAUGAAAAAAGAUUGCUGGAGAAAUGGGCAGAACUUAGGACGACUUGCGCCAAUUGUGUAACUGCUGCCGGUGAUUAUAUAUUUAUUGGUUGUGCCAAUGGUGUUGUGAGAGUGUUUAGUGCUCAGAAUUUACAUUAUAUAGCCAAUCUACCACAUCCUCAUUAUUUAGGUGUAGAUGUUGCAUCAGCUCUUAAUCCAAGUCAAAUGGUUAGCCAGAAAACAGAUGCUAAAUAUCCUGAUACCAUUGGUAUAGUGUAUGAUGACUGGAAUAAUAAGGUUACCUGUAUUUAUAAUGAUCAUAGUAUGUAUAUUUGGGAUGUCCAUGAUGUGAAAAAAAUUGGAAAAUCAAGAAGUUUUUUGUUCCAUAGUUCUUUCAUUUACAGUAUAGAAACAAGUCCACCCAUUAUGGAAGGACAGAAACAGAUUCUUCCACCAGGAUCAUUUAUAACAUGUUCUAGUGAUGAUACAGUCAGGAUCUGGAAUCUAGACCCACAUAUGAAAGAUAUGAACAUUUAUAAAAGGAAUAUAUUUUCACAGGAACUGCUAAAAGUUAUUUAUACCGAUCCAUCAUUAAAUUACUUGAGGGAUGUAAAUUAUAAUCCAGCUGGAGGUACAGAUAAAACAGAUACAAAUUAUGAUGAUAAAAAUGGCAUUAGAUCUUUAUGUAUCAGUCCUGAUACUAAACACUUAGCCUCUGGUGACAGAAUUGGUAAUAUAAGAAUACAUGAUUUAGAAACCCUGCAAGAAAUAGCUACAAUAGAGGCCCAUGAUCAGGAAGUAUUGUGUUUGCAGUAUAGUAACUUUAAAUUAGGUCCAAAGUUGUUGGCGACCAGCAGUAGAGACCGAAUGCUUCAUGUUUUUGAUGUAGAACAGAAUUAUAAACUGUUACAGACACUAGAUGACCAUUCAUCAUCUAUAACUGCUGUCAGAUUUACACAGACAGAGAAACAAUUAAAGAUGCUCAGUUGUGGAGCAGACAAAUCAUUACUCUUCAGAAAUGCUCAAAUGGAUCCAGACCUACAGUUCAGUCUAGACCAACAUCUUGUUGGUAAAACUACAAUCUAUGAUAUGGUCAUAGACCCCACGGAAAAGUUUGCAGCUACAGCCUGUCAGGAUAGGAAUAUAAGGAUAUAUUCAAUAAAGACAUCCAAACAAAGGAAGAACUACAAAGGAACCAUAGGAGAUGAUGGCGUUCUGAUGAAGUUAUCAUUAGAUCCCUCUGGUACUUACUUUGCCACUAGUUGUACUGUUGAUAAGAGUAUAACUAUAAUUGAUUAUGCCACGGGAGAAAUCCAAGCCUCUAUGAUCGGACAUGCAGAGUUUAUCACCAGUAUUAAGUUCACCAAUAAUCUCAAACAUCUGAUAUCUGUAUCAGCUGAUGGGUGUAUAUUUGUUUGGAGAUUACCGCCAGAGAUGACGAACAUGAUGCAAAACAGAUUACAAGACCUUGGUAAUAUGUAUCAGGAGGCUGAAGUAGCAACUAACAAUAACAAUAAUGAAACUUCUAAAACAAGCAUACCUGUGCCAGUAGAAUCAGAGUUUAAAACACCAAGUAAGAUAUUAGCUGAGCUGAAUGAAUACAACCAAAAGCAGCAGCAGCAGCCUACUAAACAACAUUCAGAACAACAGAAAGCUAAAGCUCCAUUAGACUACAGAUUUAGUAUCGGACAACUACCUAAAUGGGCGAAAAAUAAGUUUGGAAAUGAGAAAUCCAAAAGUCCUGAGCACACAUCUGGUCAGCCAAAAGGAAAAUGGGCUGAGAGAUCAGAACAGAAAACUAUACUAGCACAGAUUGAUGGAAAGAAGGUGGAAAUUAAUACAAAAAUUGACCGGAACAUACGGAAAUUACCUGCAGGAGAUGAUGAAGAAGAUGAUAUCCCCAACAUUAGGAGGGAGACGAUGGUUAUGCCACAUCCGGAAAAUACCCCAAGGAAAAUACCAGUUAUAUUUGAUGAUGAAAGCAACCAAGGUGAAGAUGAUGAAGAUUUUUUCCCAUCAUUCCACAGAGAAGAUGAAAGUCAUACUACAUGGGAUGAGACAGCCAUUCAGAGAAGUGACAGUAUGGAUGAACUACAAGAAGGCGAUGUUAUAUAUCUGCCUAGUGAAGAUUCAUCCAGUAAUAAUGAAAGUGCUUUCACAAUAUUUCCUGGCUUAGGAGAGAAUAGGAGACGUAGUUUGACCAACAAGAGUCAAGAUGCAGAAUCAGACCUGACAGAUCCUGUAUCAUUAGAAGACAUUGAAAAUGAAAAUGAUAAUGAUUCUUUUCCAUCAAAUCCAGUUACACCUUCAGAUGAAGGAUACCAGAAAACACAGAACAGGGAAAAAUUCCUGCAGGAUACAUUUGAAAAUUUGGCAUUUUCCCCCAUCCCAAAGGACAGAUUUGAGAGAAGUUUGGAAGACUUGGAGAAACAGACUGGCUGUCAGCCAGAUCUCAGAAUGAGCCUAUCUGCAAGAUUUCAGUCUAAAAAUCCAAGGAAUAUGGCAGUACAACAGAAGUCAGACAAUUGGUAUGAUCACAUGUUAUCUGAACUGAAAGCAUUUAAGGAAACCUUUCAGAUAAAAAGGCCAAAGUCUUUUCAAAGAAGAAAGUCUGAAAUGGCUCGUACUGUUGAUGAAACCAGGAAGAAAAUUGAAGCUAUGGCAUGGAAGGAUGAUAGUCCAGAAUCAGAACAGGUAGAGAGUGCCCUGUCAUCACCAUGUCAUGAUACAAAAGUGACGAAUAGCUUCUUGCCAAAGGAAGAGGACAUUCAUAAACGCCCAAGAACACCAAACACUUUACGCAUGAGCUGGUCAAACUUUGACUUGCCAAAGCAACCAAUCAUAGAAGAGAAAAUGCCUCCAUUCAAAAGUAGAUCCACGCCUAGCACGCCUAUCAGAAAAAGCAUUGGGUCUCCAGCUUGGGAUAGAGAUUCAGAAACUGGAAGUGAAACGUCCAGUUCUGGACGAAGCACUAAAUCUGAUAAGAAGUCUUCAAGACCAUCUACCCUACGCUUAGGAAGAUCAGAAAGCUCUAAAACAUUGAAUGAAACUCCUAAACGAGAACUAAGAUCUCAGUCACAGAGUGGUGCUCAUCGUUACAUGAAAAAAACAGAAAGUUCAAAAGCCAAAAUAACCAAAACACCAUCUUCUUCAAAUAUAUUAAAUACUCCCAAAAGUAGCGAAUUAUCUGAUAGUUCAGACACUUCAAAAUCAAAGGGACCAGUUGCCAAAAGGAGGAGUAAUUUUAUAAAGAAAAAAGGAUUUCAUGCGUCAUCGCCUAAUUUGAUGGACAUAGAUGUGGAAUCAAGGGGGAAUAAGUCAAAUCUAUUGUCGUCUGCUCGUCUAAAUUUAUCUAGUAGCACACCUGAUUUGUUAGAUAUAGACACGCCACCUUCGAGAUACUCUACAGGUACACCUAAACGACCUCCAAGGUCGUCCUCAUCCUCUCGCGGGGAAGGCAGUGUGUUAAGAGGUAGCGGCAGGUUGUCAUUGCCUGCUAAUCCACCGAAAGAUUCUGCAAAAUCAAAAUUUUCGAAAAAUGAUAAAGACCUGAUGCCACCUCCUCAAAAUUUGCCAUCCAAAUUAAAACAAGAACAAGCUAAAAAUGCAAAACAGGACAUUUUCUUAAAAAGGGCUACCAUGGCAAAGAGGCAGAAUUCUAAUGAUUUGACUUUAGACCAGGCUAAAAGUAUACUCAUGGGCAAGUCUGGUAUUUUGGAAGAUAAAAAAUCAAAAGAAACUACUGUGACUGUUGACAAAGUUCCAGUGAAUCAUUCUAACUCUUCAUUCCCCUUACAUUCCAGUUCUCCAACAUAUCCAGAAUUUUCGUCAAACCAGGAUCAUUUAAGUGAUCCCAAAUUAGUGGGUAUUGCUACUGAAAUAGAGACAACAGUGUCAGAAUUAAGGAGAAAGAGUAUUAUUGACCAAGCCUUUCAGAAGUUAACUGAUUUAGAUGCUAGUCCUUAUGAUAUUCCGGAAAGGGAUAGUUCACCAAGACAAGUGAAAUUUAAUAAUUCCACUGAUUCUCAUGACAAUAUUCCUUCUAAUUCUUCAUCCCAUUCCAAAGACAAUAGUGCUAUAAAUUCAUCCAAAGAUUCCAAUACAGGACUAUCUGAGGAGGACAUUUCUUUAGGUGUACGUGAACGUAUUGCCAUGUUAAAUGCUCAUUCUUCUCCUCGCUCUGAUGGUUCAUCUCCAAGAUGUUCUAGUCCACGGAUAACAAGUUCUACCAAAAUAAACCUCAAUUCUUCUACAAAACAUCAAACAAAAGUAGUAUCUAACAGUCAUUCAAACCCAACAAAUUUGAGUCAGCCAGCAGGCUUAAAUCUGAGUCCUCCUAACUCAUCAGGAAUUGGUUCAAGUCUAGAUUCUGACACAGCAGCAAAGAUGUUUUCAUCAAGUGAAGCCCUUAGUCCACCUAGUUGUAAUGAUGAGAUCUCAGAUAAAACAGAAUCAACAACAACUACCAUAUCAGAGAAAUCCAUUGAUCUUGUAGAAAUUUUGAAAAAGGUUCAAGUUUUAGAAAAAAGAGUAACAUUUUUAGAAGAGGAAGGAGAAAAGAAAAAUGAAAGGAUAGGUCACCUAGAAGCUCAGAUCAGACAGUUUAUAGAUAAUUGACAUUGAAACUAGAAAUUUAACCUUUGAGGAUGUAACUGUCUAAAAUCAGCACUGAUUAUGGUAUCCAUGGAAGAGAAAAAUGCCAAGAGAUUUAUCAUUUAAUUUAUAACUAUUUUUUUACAGGGAACACUUGUUAUCACAAACAAAGACAAAAAUUUUGUAAUUCUGGGCAUUGAUUGGUCGAAAGACCUUCAUUUACCUAGUCCAGAAAACAUUAUAAUAGUCCUUUCCCAAAAUUGGGGUAAUUGGUUAAUAACCACAGUGGAAGGAUCCAUAGGAAAUUGUAUGGCAUUGAAUUUCAAUUGAUUGUUUUGUAAUGUUCUCUAAACUGAAACAAAAAUUCCUUAACAAACAGAACAAGAAAUCUUUAUAUUAGCCUAAUUAGCUAAUUCUGUUUCAGUCUACAUGAGUCUGUUUUUAAAAUGUUGUUGAAUUUACUUUUUAUUCGACAACCAUUAUUCAAUUUUCAGUUCAGUUUCUGAAGGUUGCUAAAACUUAAAAUUUACCCAAAGUGCUUGAUUUAAUACAGUGUUGUAUUGAAAUGAUAGUUAUUGAGUACUGCUUGAGCCCUCAAAAUUUCAGAAAACUUUGUUUUAUCUUUAAACUAAUUUGUAUGCAAAAUAUACUAACAGAAGUUAUGUUCCUAUCAAGAAAAAAUAAGAACAAGUUCACAGCAAUUUAUUUUCACUUGACUUUUCGUCUUUAGAUAAGGUAAAAAUAGAUUUGAUUGUGAAUAACUUUUAUGAAAUAAAUGAAAGACUUCAGAACACAAAUGAGGGUCUGGAAUGGAGGGGGUGGUCUUCAUAUCUCUAUUCUGUAAUUGUAAGGCAACUUUAUUUAUUUAUUUGUGGGCCCUUUAUUCUCUAUUCUGCAAACCCUAUUCAGACCCUCACAAAUACUCUUAUUCUUAUCCUAAGUAAUUGGAGUUAGCAGACAUUUUCUCUGAUCUAGUUUCAUUACAAUUCCAGUGUGAAAUUUUACUAGGAUAAGUGGAAAGCUCACACGUUUUACCAGGAAAGCUGGUAGUUUCCAGCUUUUUCAUCUCUUAUUUGACCAUUGUCUUUAUAUUUUCCUAUAUGUGCCAAAUAAUUUUUGCUUGAUACAAUUUUUAUUGAUUGCACAAACGACAUUCCAGAGAUUAAUGGCAACUACAGAUUAUUUUUGUUUGCGAUGUGUACCAGUGAAUUUUUUUUGUAACAUUAAUACAUAAAAUGCCCUUAAUCAAUUGUUUAUUGCACAUCUUUUGCAUAUUUUUGUAAAUAAUGGGAAUUUUAUGAGAUUAUGAUGUAUAUUUUAUCGAUUUUUGUCUUGCCAAUCAUUGUAGUGGGGAAGUAGAUCUGUUCGAGUAUUUCAUGCUUUCAUCUCUUUGAGACAGAUAACAUAGGGCCACAUCAGAUAGAGAAUUAUUAAUCAUUAGAUUUUUGAAACACUAAGUUUUGAAAGAAAUAUUUUAUAUAUAAUUACAGUAAAAAAACUUGAGAAGGCCAGUGGCCAAAACUUCUUAAGAAUGGUUUAAUUACUACAAUAAUGUAAUAUGUGUUCCCUAUUGGAAUUUUGAAACAAGAAAUAUUUUUGUAAAAAAGGAUUUUCCCAGUAUCCAGUGCACAAGUCCUAUCAUUCUACCACAAUUGGUGCUGGUUUUGAAAAUUUUAAAGAAAAUGACCUAGCUGCUUGCACAUAUAUGGUGCCUAACUUAAAAAUUC